AUAUUCUGGCUCUCGUUCGUGCGUUUAGUCGUGUUUUCCGGCCACAAAAGACACAAGAAGCGACACUUUGUGUGCCGCCACGUUGUUUCACGCCUUGGACAUUGAGUGAGUGUGCUGGCAAGUGUGGGAAAAGCCCAGUGAAGAGUUUGGAAUGACGUCUGCGAGGGUGGAAAGGCGCGACUGAAUUGAAGCAGCCGGAGACAUUUGCUUUUUGUUUGCAAGCGAUCGCUUCUCACGGUUUUUCCGCCGUGAAAACCCCCUUUCGAAGACAGGCGAAGUGAGAGGAGAAUCAUGUCCAAUAUUGUGUUGGAUAAGGACUCCUUCUUCCGCAGGAUUAGGAGGAUUUACAGCGCUUGGAAGGACGGCUCUAUCAAGCACGAUGAUGCCCUCACGAAGGUGGACUGCAUCAUGUCAGCGGUGGGCGUGGAUGAGGACACGGUGUAUUUGAAAUCAACGGCACUUCAGACGUGGCUGCUGGGGUAUGAGCUGACAGACACGGUCAGUGUUUUCACGCAGGAGACGAUUUACUUUCUGGCCAGCAAGAAGAAGAUCGACUUCCUGAAGCAGAUUGAGAACACGAAGGAGGAAGGUGUGCCCCCAGUGAAAUUGCUCAUUAGAGAUCGGACCGAUCAGGAUAAGGCAAACUUUGCUAAGCUCGUCGAGGCGAUCCGGAAGUCGAAGAAUGGGAAGACUUUGGGUGUUUUCCUGAAAGAUGUGUGCGGCGGUGACUUCUGUGAGGCCUGGAGGGCCGCCCUGAAGAAUGAGAAUUUCGACGAGGUGGACAUUGGAGCGGCGAUGGGGUAUUUGAUGUGUCCCAAAGAGGAUUCAGAGGUGUCAAUCAUCAGAAAAGCCUGCGUCGCCUCUGUGGAUCUCUUCAACAAGUACCUCAAGGAUCAGAUUAUGGAAAUUAUUGACUCGGACAAGAAAGUGAAGCACACAAAGCUCGCCGAGGGUGUGGAAACUGCGCUCACGGACAAGAAGUACGUAACAAAUGUGGAUACAUCGCAGCUCGACGUCUGCUAUCCACCCAUUAUACAGUCCGGAGGGAAUUACAGUCUCAAGUACAGCGCCCUGAGUGACAAGAACUACCUGCAUUUUGGCGCAAUUGUGUGCUCUUUGGGCGCCAGAUACAAAUCUUACUGUUCGAACAUCACGCGUACGCUGCUCGUGAAUCCAUCGGAUGCCGUUCAGACCAACUACAACUUCUUGGUGGACUUGGAGGAGGAGGUACUGAAGAAAAUGACUCCGGGCGAGAAGCUGUGCGACAUCUAUGAAGCCGGACUGUCAUUUGCGCAGAAGACAAAGCCAAGCCUUGUGGAGAACCUCGUGAAGACGUUCGGCUUUGCGAUGGGCAUUGAAUUUCGUGAGAGUUCCAUCAUGAUUGGACCCAAGUGUUCGGCUAUUCUGAAGAAGGGAAUGGUUUUCAAUGUGAACAUUGGCCUGGCCAAUUUGGCGAACAAAGAGGCGACGGACAAGGAGGGAAAGACGUAUGCUCUCUUCAUAGGUGACACGGUGUUGGUGAAUGAGGAGCAGCCAGUGACAAUGCUGACGAAUAGCAAGAAGAAGAUCAAGAACAUUGGCAUAUUCCUGAAGGAUGACGAAGAGGACGAUGAUGAUGAGGAGGAAAAGAGCUCAGAGAAGGCGCCUGAGAUUCUGGGCCGUGGAAAAAGAUCGACAGUAUUAGAGAAUAAGUUGAGAUCUGAGCACAGUGCAGAGGAGAAGCGGAAGCAGCACCAGAAGGAGCUCGCUCAGGCGCUGAAUGAGAAGGCGAAGGAGCGUCUGGCCAAGCAGGGUGGCGCCAAGGAGACGGAGAAGGUGCGCAAGUCAACGAUAUCGUACAAGAGACCAGAGCAAAUGCCAAGGGAGUCCGAAGUGAAGGAGCUGAAGCUGUUUGUGGACAAGAACUACGAGACUGUCAUCAUGCCGAUCUUCGGGAUUCCCGUGCCCUUUCACAUCUCCACAAUCAAGAACAUUUCGCAGAGUGUUGAGGGUGAUUACACAUACUUGCGUAUCAACUUUUUCCACCCUGGCGCCACGAUGGGGCGCAAUGAGGGCAAUCUGUACUUCCAGCCGGAUGCCACGUUCCUCAAGGAAGUGACAUAUCGCAGCACGAACACAAAGGAGCCGGGCGAAAUCUCAGCGCCGUCGUCGAAUCUCAACACAGCCUUCCGGCUGAUCAAGGAAGUGCAGAAGCGUUUCAAGACACGCGAGGCGGAGGAGCGCGAGAAAGAGGAUCUUGUGAAGCAGGACACACUGAUUUUGUCACAGAACAAGGGCAAUCCCAAGCUCAAGGACCUCUAUAUUCGUCCCAACAUCGUCACGAAGAGAAUGACAGGCGCUCUGGAGGCACACACAAAUGGUUUCCGAUACACUUCUGUGCGCGGAGACAAAGUGGAUAUUCUCUAUAAUAACAUCAAGAGCGCCUUCUUCCAGCCGUGCGACGGUGAGAUGAUCAUCCUACUGCACUUCCACCUCAAGCACGCCAUCAUGUUUGGCAAGAAGAAGCACAUUGAUGUGCAGUUCUACACGGAAGUGGGUGAAAUUACGACGGAUCUGGGAAAGCAUCAGCACAUGCAUGAUCGCGACGAUUUGGCGGCAGAACAGGCGGAGCGUGAGUUGCGUCACAAGCUGAAGACGGCCUUCAAGAGCUUCUGCGAGAAGGUCGAGGCCAUGACGAAGCAGAGUGUGGAGUUUGACACGCCAUUCCGGGAACUGGGCUUCCCAGGAGCGCCAUUCCGCAGCACAGUGCUUCUGCAGCCGACGUCCGGGAGUCUGGUGAAUCUAACUGAGUGGCCACCAUUUGUUAUUCCGCUGGAGGAUGUGGAGUUGGUUCACUUUGAGCGUGUGCAGUUUCAUCUGCGCAACUUUGACAUGAUCUUCGUGUUCAAAGAUUAUGCGAAGAAGGUGGCGAUGGUCAAUGCUAUUCCCAUGAAUAUGCUGGAUCACGUGAAGGAGUGGCUAAACUCAUGCGAUAUUCGGUAUUCUGAGGGAAUUCAGUCGCUGAACUGGGCUAAAAUCAUGAAGACCAUUGUUGAUGAUCCCGAGGGAUUCUUCGAGAAUGGCGGCUGGACUUUCCUCGAUCCGGAAUCCGAUGGUGAAGAGGAGAAUGGCGAUGAUAGUGAUGAAUCCGAGGAGGAUGAAGUGUACGAGCCCUCAAAUGCUGAAUCUGAAGAGGAAUCCGAUGAUGAUUCUGACUACUCUGAAGCUUCUGAGGACGGAAGUGAUGAGAGUGAAGAAGAAUUGGGAUCUGAUGAAGAGUCGGGCAAAGACUGGUCUGAUCUUGAGCGUGAGGCCGCAGAAGAGGACAAGAACAAUGCGUACAGAGAUGAGGAAAGAGGUGUAAAGCAGCCGGCGAAGCGCGAUCGCGGACGUGAUUUUGAUAAACACAAGUCAAGCAGCAAGCACAGACGAGAACUGCAUUCGAAGAAUAAAAAGAAGAGCAAUAGGCCGGAUUAUAGUCACUCCUCAUCUAAGAGCAAGAGCGGAAGUGGAAGCAGUGACAAACACCACCGAGAUCGCCAUCAUGAGAGCAAGAAGCGGUCUAGGGAUGAUAGUCGCGAUAGUGGGCAUCACAGGAGUUCCAAAAAGUCCAGGAAGUGAAGAGAUUUGCAGCGAGGCAGAAUUUAUGGAGAGAUGAAGAAGAGAGAGAGAAAGAGAAAUUAGGAGGAGUAUUUUAAGAUAGGAUUAUAAUGAAUUCCAUUCAGUUGAUUUUAUGUCUCACGACCUAUUCUUUCGUAAAUCUGUGGGAAUGAGAGAUUGCGGGAAAGUGGACUCGCCAGAUUUUGUUUUCUCCUGUUUUUCAUUGAAGGAGAAGUUGAUGUUAGGAAAAGUGGAUGGCAAGUGUGAGCGAACACGAUUUUCAGUUGAAUUAAGAUUACGAGAAGAGGAAUAAUAAAACUUUGUAUAA
Molecule: messenger RNA, 3907 nt
Organism: Phlebotomus argentipes
Lineage: Eukaryota; Metazoa; Arthropoda; Insecta; Diptera; Psychodidae
Gene: dre4
Product: FACT complex subunit spt16
Exons: 9
Coding region: 292-3600 (1102 amino acids)
Biological process (GO): positive regulation of transcription elongation by RNA polymerase II; transcription elongation by RNA polymerase II
Cellular component (GO): FACT complex
Molecular function (GO): nucleosome binding
Source: RefSeq, a predicted model, not a curated record